GCUACAGCAACGUUAGCCACAAUCAGUUGACCUUUGUCACUGCUCCGGUUCACUCGCAUUUUCUCAGUGUUGUUGCUCGUCACUGCUACGAUAGUUACACAAUGGCCGAUAUCUCCACAUCUCUAGAGACGUCGGCGUAAGCUCAGGCCUCAUGGCUAAUACCACCACGCCUUCCACUUUGGCCACGGCCACGCUUGGGAAGGGCGAGCAACGUGAAGCCGUGGACGAAGCGUGGAUCAGAGAGAUCAAGAUGAUAAGCUACCAGGUGCUGAUGCCGGUGAUAGUGGUGCUGGGAGUGACCAUCAACGCUUUCGGCCUCUACUUACUUCGCAAACCACGCAUGCGAGCCCUGCAGUGCACUAUGAACUUAGAGUUGCUGUUCGGUUUGAACGUGGCCAUCCUUCUGGUGAAUAUCGGCAGCAUCAUCACCAUCGAUGGGUGUGAGCUACAGUCCUAUGCCGUGGCGCUCUACUUCGCCCAUCCUUGCUUCACGGCAUUCUACGCGAUGCGCCUCUUCUCCCAUUACGUCGUGGUGUGGCUGUGCUGCGAUCGCUUCCUCGCGCUGUGGUGUUUCAACCUGUUCCGACAAAUGCAGCAACCACGGGUCAUGAAGCUUCGCUUGAUAUUGACAGGCUUGUUCUGCAUCGGAUUGCAAAUGAAGUACUUCCUGGAUGUGGAGGUGCUGUGCAUGACUGUAAGUGACGAGGGCAUUGUGGAAGUCACCAAUGGCACACAAUUGUGCGAGCAAGGCUACUGGUUCAUUCAUAACAUCUAUCAAGAGAUAGAGGACGGUGACACAGGGCGUAAUGUGAUGAUGAUGGUAAUCAUCGCGCUGGGCCUGGUAGUGCCGGUGGUGUUGGUGUUAGUGUUCAGUGUGGGCAUUGUAGUGGGCAUGGUGCGCCGCCGCAUACAAAGUAUCGCCGCCACCACUAGCACGCUUCAACAAGCCUACUCAGCCAUCUAUAUAACAUUGGCCCUCGCCCUCGUCUUCUUCAUCAACAUCAUGCUCACUGUCGUUUAUGCCAUCAUAUAUACCGAGAAUACCAAGAGCUGCUACGCGUCGUCUCGCAAGGAGGUGUUCCGUGCAGCAACACACCUCCUCGUGCUGGCGGAACACCUCACGCUCACCCUCUUCCUGGUCCUCAAUCAGACCUUCCGUGAGGAGCUGAGGACGCUGCUUCACACCAUUAAGGGCAGUCUCUGCAACGCUCUCAACUGCCUCACUCUGACUGUCUGUCCCUCACGCCGGACACGCUCUGCCACGCUCAAUACAAGAGCCGUAACAGUCUUCCAUAACAUUCUGGAAGGUCCACAGAUUUCCCCAUCUAGAGGUGAAACCGUCCAUGGAGCGCCCUCACAUAACUAGACGAUGACUGGCUUGACUAUUCCACUCCAGUGAUUCUCUUGGAUGCCUGUGAUAUGUGCAUGAUGCGAGUAAGCAUACAGUGCUGCGAGUAAGCACACACACACACACACACACAUCAUAAGAAACUUCAGUGCCUUGGUUUACAGAAAAGCAGGUUGCUAGGUGUGUGCCCUGGAA
This is a messenger RNA of Portunus trituberculatus (swimming crab), 1543 nucleotides long. RefSeq lists its product as uncharacterized. NCBI's taxonomy places the organism in Eukaryota, Metazoa, Arthropoda, Malacostraca, Decapoda, Portunidae. The transcript is spliced from 3 exons. Bases 152 to 1366 code for a protein of 404 amino acids. The record is from RefSeq and is a predicted model, not a curated record.